AUGGAGGAUGACACUGAACUUGUAGUUUGGAAUCCUUGCACAAGACAAAUCAGGAAUAUCAAACCGAUAAAUGUUAAUGAUAUGCACAAGAACUAUGCGUUCGGUUACAAGAACUAUGCGUUUGGUUACGGAAAAACUACAUCAUUUGAGUUGAGAAUCUAUGAGUUCAACUCAAAUUCACGGAGGACUGUUAAUGUCAUGGGACAUCGUUGGUUUCUAUACUCUCGUGGACACUUUGAGCGGCCACCAUAUAAUGAGAGCACCAUCAAAUCGGUCUAUCAUGUUCGUGAGUAUGAUGUCCAGAAGUUGAUGCAACUUGAAGAGCCGCUUGAUAUAUUUCUCUCACAUGAUUGGCCUGUUGGAAUUACUGAUUAUGGAGACUCUGAAGCACUUAUGCGGCAAAAACCAUACUUCCGUCAAGAGAUCGAGGAGAGAACUCUUGGAAGUAAACCAGCGGCUCUACUGCUGGAAAAACUGAAGCCUCGGUAUUGGUUUUCAGCUCACUUACACUGCAAAUUUGCUGCUGCUGUUCAACACGGGAACGAUGCCUCAGUGACAAAGUUUCUGGCCCUUGAUAAAUGCGUACCAGGGAAAAAGUUUUUACAGAUUAUUGAAAUCGAAUCAGAUCCUGGACCUUUUGAGAUCCUAUACGACGAAGAGUGGCUAGCAAUAACACGAAAGUUCAAUUCCAUUUUCCCGCUAACAAAGAGAUACCUAAACUUCAGCGCUGCUGGAAUGGAUAUACAAGAGAGCCGUGAAUGGGUGAGGAAGAAGUUAGAAGAAAGGCAUUUUAAACCUUUUGAGUUUGCAAGGACAGUCCCAUCACAACGUAUCUUUGAUCCCAUACCUGAGAUCCCACAGAAUCCCCAAACGCUGUCUUUGUUAGAGCUCCUUGGUCUCCCAUAUCUCCUUGAUUCAUCACCAGUAACAGGGGAAAGAACCGAUAUCCCUGCUUCACUGGCUCCAUCAGAUCUUCCGACAUAUGAUAGCGAAGAAAUCCCAAUUGAUGACAUUGAUGAAAUAGAAGAGAUGGAGAAAGCAAAAGAGGAUGAGACAUGAAUCUUCCAUUCCAGUGGUCAGAAUCCUGUUCUUUUGCUAAUAUCUGUCUGCUUAAUCGUCAACCUGGAUAACAAACACAUUAGUGGAGAUUUGUGAUUAGAAUAUCAGUUUUUUUUAUUUGCAUUAUUAAAGAAAAGUAAAUCAUAAAAAAUUGUAUCGAAGACAAACCAAUGUUCAUCCAUUAUUCAAGAAAGUAGGAUCACUUUUUCUUCCAGAA
This is a messenger RNA of Camelina sativa (false flax), 1276 nucleotides long. Lineage: Eukaryota; Viridiplantae; Streptophyta; Magnoliopsida; Brassicales; Brassicaceae. The record is from RefSeq and is a predicted model, not a curated record.